AUGUCUGGCGAAGAAUCCAGCCUCUCAAAACGUAGAAGAGUUGCGAGAGCCUGUGAUACAUGCAGACGCAAAAAGGUUCGUUGUGACGGUGUACAGGCUGGAUCCGAUCCUCCGUCUUGUACGAACUGUAAAGCUUAUGGAUAUGAAUGUGCCUUUAUAGAUGCACCCAAGAAACGGGGACCACCAAAAGGCUACAUCGAAGCAUUAGAAACGAGGCUUCAACGAAUGGAGUCAAUACUUGGUGGAUUGGUUCAAUCCGGAGAAUUACCGGAAGGCGCAAUUUCAUCAAAUCUUGAAUGGAUUAAUGUGAACGAAACAAAUUUCAAUGGUGGGGAAACUGUCGUUGGAAAAUCCGGUCAAGAAUCUCGUGGUACGCACAGAUCGUAUGAAGGUGGAUCCAAGAGUUCUUCAUCUUUGGCAUUAUCUUCAUCUCAUCGAACAGAUGGAUAUUCACGACACAAGAAAACAUCGAAUUCCAGUCGUUAUAGUGGUCAUAGAUCUCAUUCAAAUAGCGAAGAUUCCGAUCAAUCAUCUUCCGACAACAGUAAUCAAGAAUAUGGAAGUAAUUAUGAUCUGAACGAUAGUAUGGGUCAGUUGGCGAUUGAUGAAACUGGUCAAACACGAUAUCUGGGGAAUAGUUCAGGAAUUUUUUUACUCAAAAUCACCAACAAGGUGGCGAACGGUCAAAUCAUUACUGUACCACGUAGUGAAUGUCAUAGUAAAGUGGAUUUGAAAUCGGCUGUGUUUGAAUUGCCGCCUCGAGAAUUAUGUGAUCAAAUGUUGGACACUUACUUCGCCCGAAUUCACCCUUAUAUGCCUUUUAUCGAUCCGGUUGAUUUACGAGAGAAAUACGAAAAUCUUUCAAAUAAUUCUUCAAUAUUAAUUUUACUUUACGCGAUAUUCGCGAUUUCAUCACGAUUCAUUGAUCAACCCGCCGUUCGCGAUGGAUUCUUCGAACGUGCCAAAGAAUUACUCAAAGAUGAAUUCGACGAUGCACAAUUGAGCACUCUACAAGCACUUUUAAUUAUGGCUGCGUAUCAACAAGGGGCGAAAAAUUCACGAACUUGGAUAUAUACAGGUUUGGCCAUUCGUAUCGCACAAGAUAUGGGAUUACAUCGUGACUCCGCGAAAUGGAGUCUCGAUGAAAAACAGACCGAAGUGCGAAAACGUGUUUGGUGGUCUUGUUAUAUGUCUGAUCGCUUUAUUAGUGCGGGAUUGGGUCGACCGAUGAUUAUCAACGAGUCGGAUUGUGAUGUUCCAUUCCCUACACCUGGCGCAUUACCAAAAGAUGAACCAGAAUCAGUAGAUGCAUGGGUGAGAACAAUAAAGUUAACACAAAUUCUGGGACGUGUCUUAUCACACAUCUAUGGAAUAAAAUCAAAGCACACCACACAUGCUGCAAUGGACUCUGUUCUCGCUACCUUGGAUGCGGAGCUCAACAAAUGGCGUGAUGAUCUUCCAUCCGAUUUACAAUAUGAUCCAUCAAUGACUGUUGGUGAUCCAAUGAAUCAAAGACGCGGAGUCAUGCAUCUAAUGUUCUACACUAUUCAAAUAUUGUUACAUCGACCACACAUUCGAGGGCCUAAAUCAAAGGCACCGCCCUCCUCAAUUCCCUCCCUCACUAUAUGCACGAUGGCGGCAAGUAAUAUCACCCAUAUUGCAUAUCGAGCAAUGAAAGAAGGGAAAUUAAGACUUGCCUGGAAUUUCACGCUAUAUUUCUUUUUCACCGCGUCUGUUAUGCAUGUCAUUAAUGCGUUAAGUGGUGAUGAUCGAUUCCGUGAAGUAGCAAAACAUGGACUGCGCAUGUCUCUGAAAUGUUUGGAGUAUUUGAAAUCUUAUUGGUUUGGGUCCGAAAAAUGCAUUCUGGUAAUACGAGAUUUAUUACGUGUACGGAAUAUUAAUCUUGACGGAUUUAAUCCCAAUGGAACGGAACAUAUUAAUGAAUCAAAAAGAGAUAGCGAAGAAACGUUCAAAACGGAUGGAAAUGUUGUCAUGUGUAUGCGAGAUUGUGAAUCUCGAACAGUUCCUAACAGUAAUCAUAAAGUUACAUUUGCACCAUCAUCUCCUUCAUCAUCAACACCUGGAAUAACCGCAACCACAACCGACGAAUAUAAUGCCGCUAUCAUGCAACAAAUGGCUGCCGCCGCUGCAGCACAACAACAACAACAACAACAAUAA
Molecule: messenger RNA, 2178 nt
Organism: Ambispora leptoticha
Lineage: Eukaryota; Fungi; Glomeromycota; Glomeromycetes; Archaeosporales; Ambisporaceae
Source: the annotation of a GenBank genome assembly